GGGACUUCCGUAGUUCAGUAGAAACAUGGCGUCGGAUGCAGACAGCGACGAGGACUUUGUGACUUACGGAGUUCCUCUGGAGCCUCUGGAUGAAGACGAGCCCCGGAAGAAGCCCGUCCCGCUGCACGAGCAGACGGUGAAGGACGAGAAGGGUCGGUACCAGAGGUUCCACGGAGCGUUCACUGGCGGCUUCUCCGCCGGUUAUUUCAACACUGUGGGCACCAAAGAAGGCUGGGCCCCGUCAACCUUUGUGUCGUCACGGCAACAGAAAGCUGAGAAACAUAAUGCCAGACCUCAAGAUUUCAUGGACGAGGAGGACUUCGGCGAGCACGGCAUCGCCCCCUCAGAGAUCAGCACCAGUCAAGAGUUCACGUCCAGUCGCAGAGACGCCACCAGAGAGAAGGCGAGAGCCGUCAGCGCUCAGGCCGCUGUGAUCCCUGGAGACACGCUGUUGGAGGAGCUCAUCGCACCGGCCAGGUCGUCCAUCGGGGUGGAGUUGCUGAAGAGGAUGGGCUGGAAGGAGGGUCAGGGUGUCGGGCCUCGUGUGAAGAGGAAAGCUGGCCGACAGCAGACUGGAAGCCGACUGUACGGAUGUGUGCUGCCCCCUGCUGGAUCAGAGGACUCAGAGGGGGAGGAUGAGGAUGAGUUUGCUCCAGAGGACGUUACCUUUGCCCCCAAAGAUGUGACUCCGGUGGACUUCAACCCCAGGCUGGGGGUCCAGGGUUUGGGGUACCGCAGUCUGGAUCCGGGACUGGCACUGAUGGGCCGCAGAGACCCCGAACACAUGGACCUGUUCAGGCCUCAGUCUGAGACCAGGAGCCGCCUGUUCGGAGACAAGAGAGGCUGCAGGAGAGGAGGCGUGGCCGGACAGGCGUUUGGGGUGGGGGCCCUGGAGGAUGAUGAUGACGAAGAGGUCUACCACAGAGACUCCCUGUCCAGAUACGACACGGUGCUGGGGGGGGAAGAGCCUGGAGAUGGACUGUACGGCUGGACUGCUCCCCAGCAGUACACCAAGAAAAGAGACAAAAGCAAAGAUGCGUCGUACCUCGGUAAGAUCCUGGAGGGAUUCACUCUGGCCCAAAACCCAGCUGAGGACCACCCGAUCUUCCCUCCCCCCUCUCUGCCCAGAGACUACCGUCCCGUCCACCGUUUUCGUCCGACCCUCGAUGCUUCGGCCCUUUCCGGGGUCAGUCCUGCGCUGGCUGAAGCUCUGAGGGUCUCCAAGGGCCACAUGGUCCCGGAGGAGCCCGAGCACGGAGGACGCCACCAGCUGGACUCUGGACAGAGGAGGACGCUGCUGGGAGAAGACGCCCUGCAAGGUCCCAGUUCAGUCAUGGAGCUGCUGAAGCCUGAGGACAGACAGCGACUCCUCAGCAUGCGCAGCUCUUCUAACACGUCCUCCACCAAAACCUCCCAGGAUGCCAUGCCGUUGUGGGCAGGGCCUCCGGCGGAGGGAGGCGCGGCCUCCGAAGACCUCCGGCAGCAGCAAGAGGCUCUGACGGUGUGGACAGGAGUCCAGACCUCCUCUCAGACCUUUAGACCGUUUGAGCAGAACCCCAGCAAACAAGCCCGCUACGAGCUGUACCUGAACCGCCUGAAACAGGGAGACAGAGGUGGUCUGGAGCAGAGUCUGGACCCGGGGAUGACGGAGUGGGAGCGCAGCAGGGAGAGGGACGAGUUCGUCAGGGCCUCCAUCCUCUACAGACCCUCCUCCUCCACCCUCACCUCCCGCUUCACCAGAGCCCAGGGCCAGGAGGCCGAGGCCGGCCUGGAGGCCAGCCGGGACCAGGAGGGCGACGUGGACGACAAACAGGCCGCUGUAAACAUGAAGCUGUUCGGUAAACUGACCAGAGAAACAUUUGAGUGGCAUCCAGAUAAACUGCUCUGCAAGAGGUUCAACAUUCCAGACCCCUAUACCAGCUCAGGUUUGGUCGGUUUGCUCAAAGUGAAGAGAGACAAGUUCUCAGUGUUCAACUUCCUGACUGUGACGGAGCGGCCAGCUCCUCUCAAGGCUCCAGAGGCUGGGAAGAGGUCCAGGUGGGAUGUUUCAGAGCAGAAGGAGGAGCAGGAGGACCCGCUGACUGAACUCCUUGUUACUGCAAGAAACCAAACUGAGAUCAAAGUGGAGCCGCCUCCCUCACCCUCCUCACCCUCCUCUUCCUCCUCCACCAAGAGGAAGACAGAGGAGGAGGAGGAGGAGGAGGUGCAGGAGGAGAACCGUCCUCCCAUGGAUCUAUUCAAGGCCAUCUUCUGCUCCUCUGAUGACAAGUCGUCCUCUUCAUCAGAGGGAGAGAGCAACGAAGAGGAGGAGGAGGACUCAAAGGAGGACCAGGUCCACCCACAACCACUGAACCUCUUCAGAAUCGUCUCUUCCCCCGGCACCUCCUCCCAGCAGAAAGUUUCUCCUUCAGCUCAGAACUCCACUCAAGAAGAAAAAGAUGAGGAGUUUGGUCCAAAGCUUCCUCCUCCGUCAGCUGCUCUCACCACAGGAGGCUCCACCUCCCGUGAGGAGGAGAACCCCGGCAGGAGGAGCAGAGAGAAGAAACACAAGAGCAAGAAGCAGCACAAGAAGGAGAAGAAGGAGAAGAAGGAGAAGAAGAAGAAGAAGCAGAAGAAGCACAAAGCCAAGCAGCAGAAGAAGAACAAGGAGGAGGUGGAGGUGUCCACACAGGAGCUGCUCAGGAGACUGAGAAGCGUCCAGUCUCGUGAGACCUGGUGAAGAAGUGUCCUCUAUGAGGACUUCUGUCCUCCACACUUGCGUCCUUCUCCACUCCAGAUCAGCUGUGGUUGUUGUUGUUGUUGUUUGUAAUAAUAAAAUAUUUUUCAUUUGA
Molecule: messenger RNA, 2831 nt
Organism: Cyclopterus lumpus (lumpfish)
Lineage: Eukaryota; Metazoa; Chordata; Actinopteri; Perciformes; Cyclopteridae
Gene: gpatch1
Product: G patch domain containing 1
Exons: 20
Coding region: 26-2719 (897 amino acids)
Biological process (GO): mRNA processing
Cellular component (GO): nucleus
Molecular function (GO): RNA binding
Source: RefSeq, a predicted model, not a curated record